AUGCUAGUCAGACUCAAGUUGUCAUCGAAUGGCGCGGAAUGCUAUACCCGUGCAAUCAAGCUGAUUGGAAAUGUCCAAGCACAGCAUAUUGAUCCAUUUGGGUCUACGAUCAGCUUGACAUUACCCGAUUUCAAGAAACUCGAUACAGUGGAGGACUUGAUGAUAAUAAUCCUCUUUCUCAGAACGCGAAAUCACACCGAGCCAGACUGUGUAGCAAGAAUCUUGGAAUACACUAUCUCCAACAAGCUUCGAGACAGAUCUAUCGUUGGUCGUAUUGUUAAGGUCUACAAUGAGAACAGGGAAUUGCAAGAACUUAAGCUACUCGACUUCCUUCAAAUAUGGUCAAGCUUCCUCACCAAUGAAGUGUCAAAUUUAUCACGAAGGCCAUCAUUUUCACCAUCACUCUCACCAUCACUCUCACCAUUACUACCACCAUCACGUCCACCAUCACUUGAGCCAUCACUUCCUCCUCCAUCGCAACUAGGAUUGGGUAAAAAGGCUACCCAUUACGCCAAGGUUAACCUCCCUGUUCCACAGACAUAUACCAAUGACGAUAACAAAGCACUCUUGCAUCGCUAUCAAGUCUUCUACGGGAGUGACUUGAAACUGAUUCCUCCUCACUACUAUAAAGGUGCGGGAUUAUGGUUUGGUCUCGAUAUUUGGCUUGGUGUCGGCUACAGCUACAGCCGUUUGAUAGUAGUAGUACCACCAGAGAUCCAAAUCCUCAUCAACAUCCAGCCGCUAAAGGGUUAUUUUGGCACCGAUAUUACUCUCAACAGAUGCGCCUUCCUUACAGUUUGCAACAUGGAGUUAGAAAAGCACAAAAAUACAAUUAAAGGACAAUUAUUGGUCAACAAGAUACAAGAGACAAUUUCAAGCUUCGCCGACGAUGUAAAAGAGUUGGAGGAACAAGUCACUUCGACAGACCUUAAUUUAAUUAAUAUUGUAUCUUUCUUCAACAAGAAUGUGGUCUACUCUGAAUCUUUCAAUUGCAAUGUUAGAGCUGCUGCUGGGAAGUUGAGGGGCGUUUGGGCAGGGCUAGGUGGUUCGGUAUUUUUGGAUAUUAAAGGAGAUAGGUUUUCGUACGGAUUCUGGCUCCGCAUAUGUGAUUUUGGUAUUGGCUGGAAUCUUGAAUAUCGGGGCUCCAAUAUGGGACGAGUUCUUGAAAUGCACUAA
Molecule: messenger RNA, 1176 nt
Organism: Sclerotinia sclerotiorum 1980 UF-70
Lineage: Eukaryota; Fungi; Ascomycota; Leotiomycetes; Helotiales; Sclerotiniaceae
Exons: 1
Coding region: 1-1176 (391 amino acids)
Source: RefSeq, a predicted model, not a curated record